Messenger RNA from Oryzias latipes (Japanese medaka), 1418 nucleotides. RefSeq names its product gap junction Cx32.2 protein. Gene Ontology annotation, cellular component: connexin complex. Lineage: Eukaryota; Metazoa; Chordata; Actinopteri; Beloniformes; Adrianichthyidae. Gene Ontology annotation, molecular function: gap junction channel activity. The record is from RefSeq and is a predicted model, not a curated record. Gene Ontology annotation, biological process: cell-cell signaling.
GGAACUGAAAAUGAUGAAACAUGCUCAUCCUCCGCAGCAGACGCGUCAGCAUAUUCUUCUUCAGUGGGAGUCGUCCACGCAUCUCCUUGACUUUAAGCUAUUUAAGUCCCUUCCAGCUUGCCGACGGUCGCUCAGCUUUCUCUGUGACCUUCUCACGGCUGGGACCUGCAGCUCAAAGACAGGUGUAAACCUCAGACCAUGGGGGACUGGUCUUAUCUGUCUCUGCUGCUGGAUAAAGUUCAGUCCCACUCCACAGUGGUGGGGAAGAUCUGGAUGAGCGUCCUCUUCCUCUUCCGGAUCUUCGUUCUGGGUGCUGCUGCGGACAACGUGUGGGACGACGAAUCGUCUGACUUUUCCUGCGACACUUAUGAACCUGGAUGUAAUUACCUCUGCUACAAUCACAGCUUUCCCAUAUCUCACGUGCGCUACUGGGUCCUACAGAUCCUCUUCGUGUCCACGCCCACCCUGUUGUACCUGGGCCAUGCUGUGUUCAUCGUCCACAGAGAGAAGAGGAUGGUGGAGGAUGGGGAUGCGCUGAAGAAGUCAAGGUACACGGAUGAUCGAGGGAAAGUGAGAAUAAAGGGCAUCCUGUUCUGCACCUACAUGACCCAGCUGAUCUUCAAGAUCCUCUUGGAAGUGGGCUUCACCGUGGGUCAGCUCUACAUCUACAAGUCACAAAUCAUUUCCCUCUAUAUCCCCUGUGACGUUGAGCCUUGCUCAAAAUCCACUGGCGUUGAGUGUUACAUCUCCCGCCCCACAGAGAAGACCUUCUUCAUCUUCUUCAUGUUUGGAGUUACGGGCCUCUCCGUGCUCCUCAACAUCAUUGAGAUCAUCUACUUGCUGUGCAGCAGGAGGAGAAAAGCCACAAAACGGACUCUGAGGCAGCAGUAUGCUCUCAGCUCACAGCAGUACUCAGCCAACCCUGCUUGGAAGUCUGCGGGUGGGCUAUACGUUGGGUUACCAGGACCAACUCCCCACGUUCUGUCAGGCAUGGAUGACACAGGAGAGGACUCAAGCAGCAAGGAGAAGAAGAGCUGAUGAUUGUUGUGGAUCAAGCGCAGACAGUAGACAGCUCCAAUUUUGCUAACCCUUUUUGUUGCACUGCUACUGUUAAGUUAGGGGUGGGAGGGGCUGUAAGCUAGAGGGAGAGCAUGUAAACAGAGAGCUCUCAGUAAUUGGGAGGGGAAUUUGGGCCAGGUUUACUCUGCGCCCAUAACUCAGAGAAAAAUUUCUGAUGAACUCCUGCCGCUGCAGAAACUAUGUUUUAGAAAAUGAUAAGUUUUUCUAUUUUGGCUAAAAACAGCAUGAUCAUCAUUAAAGACCACUGGGAACGCUUUUACAAUAGGAACACUGACUGAAUGUCAAUUUCACUGCUGUCUAUCAAAGGCUUUUGCAAAUAAAGAAAAUGAGAAAAUCAA